Ailuropoda melanoleuca (giant panda) is the source of this 6682-nucleotide messenger RNA. RefSeq names its product urocanate hydratase 1 (gene UROC1). The coding region runs from base 20 to 2104 and encodes 694 amino acids. Gene Ontology annotation, biological process: L-histidine catabolic process. NCBI's taxonomy places the organism in Eukaryota, Metazoa, Chordata, Mammalia, Carnivora, Ursidae. Gene Ontology annotation, molecular function: urocanate hydratase activity. The transcript is spliced from 21 exons. The record is from RefSeq and is a predicted model, not a curated record.
GCUUCAGCCUCAGCCAGACAUGUCCAGCCUCCAGGCACUAUGCUCCGGCCUGCCGCUGCGGCCCCUGCCAGAGAACCGGGGCCGCUGGGCUGGGGUGCCGCACGCACCGGUCAGGACCCCUGGCCUCAGCCCCGCUGAGGAGCAGCUAGCGCUGAGGAAUGCCCUGCGUUACUUCCCCCCGGAUGUCCAGGAGCUACUGGCCCCUGAGUUUGCCCAGGAGCUGCGACUGUACGGGCAUAUCUACAUGUACCGGUUUUGCCCCGCCAUGAAAAUGACGGCCUACCCAAUCGAGCGGUACCCCUGCCGGACGAGAGCUGCUGCAGCCAUCAUGCACAUGAUCAUGAACAACCUGGACCCUGCCGUGGCCCAGUUUCCCCAGGAGCUCGUGACCUAUGGAGGAAAUGGGCAGGUAUUCAGCAACUGGGCUCAGUUCUGGUUGAUGAUGUCCUACUUGUCGCAGAUGACGGAGGAGCAGACCCUGGUCAUGUAUAGUGGACACCCACUGGGCCUCUUCCCAAGCAGCCCCCAGGCCCCCAGGCUGGUCAUCACUAAUGGGAUGGUCAUUCCCAACUACUCCUCCAGGACAGAGUAUGAGAAGCUCUUUGCCAUGGGGGUUACAAUGUAUGGCCAGAUGACAGCAGGCAGCUACUGCUACAUCGGUCCCCAGGGAAUCGUCCAUGGCACAGUGCUCACCGUGUUGAACGCCGGCCGACGGUACCUGGGCAUCAAGGACCUCGCUGGGAAGGUCUUUGUCACCUCCGGGCUGGGCGGAAUGAGUGGCGCUCAGGCCAAAGCCGCAGUCAUUGUGGGGUGCAUCGGUGUGAUAGCCGAGGUAGAUAAAGCCGCCCUCAUGAAACGCCACGAGCAAGGAUGGCUGAUGGAAGUGACCGACAGCUUGGACCACUGCAUUGCAAGACUCAGGGAAGCAAGGAAAAGGAAGGAGGUGCUCAGCCUUGGUUACCAUGGCAAUGUGGUGGAUCUUUGGGAGCGCCUGGUGCAUGAAUUGGACACAACGGGGGAGCUCUUGGUGGAUCUGGGGUCGGACCAGACGUCCUGCCACAACCCAUUCAAUGGUGGUUACUACCCUGUGCAGCUGGGCUUCGCAGAGGCCCAGAGCCUCAUGGCCUGUGACCCUACUGCAUUCAAGAGCCUGGUCCAGGAGAGUCUGAGGAGGCAAGUCUCAGCCAUCAACAGACUGGCCAAGGAGAACUUCUUCUUUUGGGACUAUGGCAAUGCCUUCCUCUUGGAGGCCCAAAGAGCAGGAGCUGAUGUGGAGAAGAAAGGGGCCAACAGGACAGAAUUCCGCUACCCCUCGUAUGUCCAGCACAUCAUGGGGGACAUAUUCUCCCUGGGAUUUGGGCCUUUCCGCUGGGUAUGCACGUCAGGGGACCCCCAGGACCUGGCGGUCACGGAUGAGCUGGCCGCAUCUGUGCUGGAGGAGGCUGUUGCUGACGGAGUGGACCCGGCCGUGAAGCUGCUCUAUACGGACAACAUCCGCUGGAUCCAGGAGGCGGCCAAGCACCAGCUGGUGGUGGGGUCCCAGGCGAGGAUCCUGUACUCAGACCAGAAAGGCCGUGUGGCCAUUGCCGUGGCCUUCAACCAAGCCAUCGCCCGUGGCAAGAUCAAGGCACCAGUGGUCCUGAGCCGAGACCACCAUGAUGUGAGUGGCACAGACAGCCCCUUUAGGGAGACCUCCAACAUUUAUGAUGGCUCUGCCUUCUGUGCAGCACUUUAUCUGGCAUUCGGAGCUGGGGAGCGUAACUGUAUGCAGAAGGAUAACAACAUGGCUGUGCAGAACUUCGUGGGAGAUGCCUUUCGAGGUGCCACCUGGGUCGCUCUUCACAAUGGCGGGGGUGUCGGCUGGGGUGAGGUGAUCAACGGAGGAUUUGGCCUUGUGCUGGAUGGGACCCAGGAGGCUGAGCAGAAGGCCAAGAUGAUGCUUAGCUGGGAUGUCUCCAAUGGAGUGGCUCGGCGCUGUUGGUCCGGGAACCAGAAGGCCUACGAGACCAUCUGCCAGACGAUGCAGGACAACAAAGGCUUGGUGGUGACACUCCCACAUGCCGUGGCAGAAGAGCGCGUGCUCCAGCAGGCCCUGCGGCCAUGACGGGAACCCAAGAGCCAGCCUCGGUUCCCUCGUCCCCCUUGGUCCCUGUCCUCACCCUCACAGCCACAGCGCCCCUGUCACUACACGCCUUUGCCUCCUGGGUUAGCAGUUUCACACACAAGCCCUCACUUGGCCUCUCAACACCCCGGAGGGCAUGCCGCCACCAUCCGCAGUUUACAAAUGAGCCAGCCAAGGAGACAUGGAACCAUUUGCCUGUGACCCCUGGGAACCCUGGGCGGGGGGUGGGGCAGCAAAAUUCUUGUCCAGGGCCAUGGAACCGAGUCUUGUCCAGGGCCAAAUCCUCUAGCCCACCACAGAGUAGACUCCAGGAACUGUUGGGGGCCAUGCAUGCCAGGACUACUGGACAUCAACCAAGUCCCUUAAAAGCCCCUGCCAUUCCUUCUCCUACCAAGGGGGCAGAGUUUCCUUUGGCCUGGUUUUUAUCAAUCACUCUGCCUCCUGUCCACCUUCCAUCCAUGCAUCCAGCUAUCCUUCCAUCUGCUGGGCUGUCUAUCUAUCUGUGACGUACUUUCUGUACCUCAGUGCCUCCAGCCGCGGGCCCAAAGGAACAUGGCCAGGCCCUGGGCUCGAGGGUCCAUGGAGGAAGACAGGGUAAUAAAGACUUAGGAAAGAGAGGAAAGAAGCCAUGUAAGGUGUCAUGGGCAGGGUGGCCAUGGGCUGGUGGAUGGGGACAUGCAGGACUCUGCCCUAAAGGGUCAGCAGUACUUUGUGGGGAAAAAAGGAGAGAGGAGGGGUGCCCCCGACGGCUGGCACAGCCUGAAGCACAAGAGAAUGCAGCCUGGUCUCUUUAGAGGGAGGUCCACUCCAGAACCCUGUUUGUGACCAGGUGUCUGCAGGAGCCCUGUUGGGCCUAUGGCUGCAUUCUCGCACCUCUCCCCCGGACCUCUGAUCCUGGUAGUGGCUGGAUCCAUAGCCUAGGCUCAGAUGCAAAGCAGCCACGCAAAGGGAGUUAUACGGUCAUGCUUUUCCAGGCAUUCCUUUUGAAGUAGGCACCCCCUUUUAAGGAUUCCCCUACUUUUAGGGCUCCCUCCUGCCUCCUCGACUCCCAGUUGCCUAUUGCCUCUGUCCUCUGGACUGCUGCAGGCUUUGGGUGUGAGUGGCUUUCCCCAUGUGACUACCUAGCCCCUUGAACUGAGACCAAGGCAGGAGGAGGACACAAGCCAGCAGUGGGGUGGGGUGGGGUGGGAGAGAGUGAGGAGAAAGACCCCCAAAGGCAGCACUACCCUCUGAUGGCAGAGGAGAGCAUGCUGCAGUGCGGACAUUUGUCUUGUUUGGUUCACACAGCGGUACCCAGGCCAAACUCUUUGCCUUCCUCAGAACAAGCCCCUUUGGGGAGGGGACUUCUAGCCCCUCCCUCUAAUCCAGGGCAGACCAUGGCCUCACCCUGCUGUGGGACCAGGCUGGAAGAUGGGAUUGUGGGGGACUGGGGGACUGCUUCUCUGUCUUUAGCAACCAAUGAGAUGUCCCUUUCCUUUGUUUGAAAUUGAAGGAGAGUCGAUGCACAAUCUUACAGUAAUAGUUUCAGGUGUAUGACUCAGUGAUUGGACAACGCUUCCCCUUUCAUUUGUAAUUAAAUUAGGUUUUAGAAACGAAAUGCCAAGCCUCUGAGAAAACUUUGGUCUACUUAAAUUAUGUUAAUUUAGUUACUGGAGAAGGAUAAUAGAGGCCAAAACUUGCUUCCUGAAGUCCCAAUGUAUGGGUGUGUUUUUUUUUUUUAUAAAAUAAAAUUUUCUCCUAAAGUCAUAGGUGGAUGUGGGGGCCCUGGCAGUCCUUAUCUUUCUCCUAACCCUGCCUGCCUGCCAGGACCUCGGGGACCUUGGCCUCUCUGAACCGCGGUUUUCUAAGCUGUAUAACAGGGUGUAACACCGGCAUCUCAGUCAACGGGUGACCACGGUUCUGCUUUAUUCUCACCCAGGUUAUAAAAAGGAGCCAAGUGAUGGGAUGAAUUUCCUGGCCCUCUUCUUUCCCCCCUUCCCACACCACCUACUGAUGUUGGGACGUGCUCCCUUCCCUGUAAACAUCCAGGGCCAUGAGGGAAGUCAGGCUGUGGUGGCCCCAACACUCUUGCUGGCUCUCCAGGCCAGGAGACCCCCACCAUGACCUCACAGUGCAAAGCAGGGCACCUUUGACCGCGCACCUCCUUCUCAUUAUUUCCUAGCCUUAGCUCAGCCCCUGAAGCUCACUGACAAAUGACCCACCAUACACAGAGAAUUGAGAAAGCGAUUGGGAAAUGGGUGUCUAAGGAGCCAUAGAGAACCUGACAUCCCUCCCCCUCUACGCCUGCAGAGGAGGCCAGUCUAGCUGGGGUCUGUGUCUUCAAGCACUCAACACUGUUUGUCUCCUCCCUAGUGGCUAUUUCCUCCUUUCCCCUCACUCACAAAGCCCAAAUUUUGCCUGGGCAGUAGUAUAUACAUUACCCCAUAGUUGAUUUUCGGGACUGCUUUGUCAUCAGGAGUGACCAUUGGCCUAGUUCUGGCCGUGAGACGAGGUGGAAGUCGCAGGGUAGGACUUCUGGGAAAGCUAUUGCUUCUUUAAUAAAAGUGGACAGGUGAGGCUGGAUUGCUAUUUGCCCUCGCCCCUUCCCCCUGCCAGCACCUCAGGUGUGGUGCCUGGAAGCACAGCACCCCUGCUGUGACCGCAGGACCGCAGAAGCACAUGGGGGACACUCAUGGAAAGUUAGAGGUACCUGGGCUCCUGGCAGCAUAUGGAGCUGCUGUACCAGCCGCUGGCCCCACUCCAGCCUCCGCCGACCUCGCCUGUUGAAGCCAUCCCAGCAGGGCUUCUGUCAUAUGCAGCAAGCUCUGUUCUAAAUCCUCAUGUGGUCCAUCAACAAGUGUCCACGGAAAGCACCCUGGUGCCUGUAUCUGUUCCUGUGGCAAAACAAAGAGGCUCAGGAGGCAGUGAGCCAUGUGCGAAGGCCUCAGACCCCUCUGGGCUCCUCUCCAAGCCCUGCCAGUAAGCAGGCUACUUCCCCGGGCCACAGCAUAUCAGCCUGCUGCUUGCUGUCACAGGGAGAAAGGAUGCCGGACAACCACAGUAGGGCCACGGUGGGGCUCGGGGGUGUUGGGGCAGCUGACCACAGCCCUGGUGGAGCGGAAGGAACAGGAGGUCUCGCUCAGUGGUGUCUCAGGCAGACACCGGAACUGAAUAGUUUUCAAAGGGAUUCUGUGUCCAGUUUAGUCUUAGUUUUAAGGAAGCAGAGAUGUGUAGUCUACUGAGAAAUGUUCUCUCUGAUUAAAAUAGAAACCAGUUGGCCGUGACCAGCAUAGGCUUCAGUUGCCUUGAAAAUUUGAGGUUGUGAAUGUGUCAGGGCGUCUCCCUGGGUAGCUUCUGCCCUGGGAAUCAGAUGCUUUCUCCUCGGGCCAGCGCAGGUCUGUUCAGGAGGGCUCAGCUGAGUGAUGAGCUCUGUUGCCCCAGGCUUUCAACUAGGUUCCUAUAAAGAGGGCAAGGGGCCAGACUUGACCGGCUGCUGCAUCUUGUUUGCCCUCUUUAAAAAUGUUUGACUUUAUCAUCAAUUUUUACAAGUUGGAAGAUUUCACUUAAAUAUCCAGAUUUUCAGUGUACUUAAAGAAAUCAAGAGAUGGGGUGACACUGUGCCCUCGCCACCUCUCUGUCAGCAAUCAGCUGGAAGCUCCCUGGGGCUGGGCUUGUUUUUUCCAGUUUGCCACAGUCCCUGUGAGUCCUAACUGCCCUCCAAUGGUGAGGCCAAGUGCGCACCUUCUUGGGUUUGAGAUCCUGGUUUCUUACAUUGCCUGCUUCCCACUGUGUGUCACUUUCAGGGUCUCUGCUGGGAUUCAAAUCUCUGUGUAUUAUCAUUCUCUAGAUAAAUGGAGCCAAUGGAAGAUGUAUCUGUACAUAUAUACAUAUAUAAGAUAGAUAUCUAUAGAUGUCUUUUUAUAGAUAGAUAUUGUUGAUAUAUAUAUCAUGGCAGUCCCAUGGAACCGUAAACUAGAGGCCUGGAAAGGCCAGAGGCCUAAUUCAGUUCAAGUCUGAAGACCUGAGAACCAUGCGAGCAAUCCCCGUCCAAGAAGAAGAGAAGAAGAAAUGAGGUGUCCCAGCUCAGUGAGAUAUGAAAGAGGGAAUUCCUCCUCCUCUGCCGUUUGUUCUGUUCAGACCUCAAUAGACUGAGACCUCAAGAGAUUGCAGAUGCCAACCUACUUGCAGAAGAGCCACCCAUUUAAAUGCUAAUCCUGUCUAGAGUUACGCACAGGGACAUACCCAAAAACAAUGUUUAAUGUACUGUAUGGUGACUAACAUAAUAUAAUAAAAAAUAUUAUUAUAAAAAAAUAAAUUUAAAAAAAUGGCCCACUGAAAUUGAUGCAUAAAAUUAACCAUCACAGAAAUCCCUGAUGGAGGUGUCCUUUCCCUCUGUGAUAUUUUGAUAUAUAAUAAAAAAUACAUAUUUGGUCUUCAUUCGCAUUUCUGUCACAGAGCUCCUAAAACCCUUGGAAUUUCCUAGCUAAUAAGAAUGAUCAAGGUGUUUUGAUAUUCUAGGCGCUUGGGUGGCUCAGUUGGUUAAGCGUCUGCCUUCAGCUCAGGUCAUGAUCUCAGGGUCCU